ACUGUCGGUAGUGUCAAACAGCUGAUGUUUGUUGACAACAAUUUCUCGUCGAAAAGAAACAAAGUUUUGUUUGGAAAAUUAAGUUUUACAAAAGAUUUGUGCGUAAACAGCGACUAGGAUAAUGGGAACUUGGGUUCUAGAAGUAGCCAAGAUGGGCAUGUACAUGGCAUUUCCGGUGGCUCUGUUUCACAUCUUCAACCAACCGGAAUAUUUCGAGGAGUGGGUGACCAAAAAGAAGCGCGAGCUGUAUCCACCCGAGCACAAGAGUCAUCGCGAGGAGCUCCAGCGUGCCAUAAGGGAGCAUCACGAGAAGCAUGAUGCCAAAAUGAUGCGCGCCAUGGAGGAGGCAGAGCGUAAGAAGUAGAAAUCCAAAUGGAUCACUGCACCCAGCCGUUUCGUUAUAUAACACCAUUUCGAUCAUCCUGCAGCUAUGCCAUAAAUGCGACUAAACUGAAACUGUAAACACUUUUGUAUGCGACGUAAUAAAAACUUGAAUGUACCCAAAGCACAAA
Messenger RNA from Drosophila pseudoobscura, 512 nucleotides. RefSeq names its product protein PET100 homolog, mitochondrial. Gene Ontology annotation, cellular component: mitochondrial inner membrane; mitochondrion. Bases 122 to 364 code for a protein of 80 amino acids. Gene Ontology annotation, biological process: mitochondrial respiratory chain complex IV assembly. The record is from RefSeq and is a predicted model, not a curated record. The transcript has a single exon. Lineage: Eukaryota; Metazoa; Arthropoda; Insecta; Diptera; Drosophilidae.